Messenger RNA from Magnolia sinica, 818 nucleotides. RefSeq lists its product as uncharacterized. The record is from RefSeq and is a predicted model, not a curated record. Lineage: Eukaryota; Viridiplantae; Streptophyta; Magnoliopsida; Magnoliales; Magnoliaceae. The transcript is spliced from 2 exons. Bases 307 to 696 code for a protein of 129 amino acids.
GGUGUCUAUCUUAGAUUGAUAUCAUGGUAUGGUUAUUGCCGGCAGCCCCUCAUCUCAUCCCCCAACCGGAUAAUGUCAUCAUACACUUCAUGAUAUUUGUGGGGGCCUAGCCAGAAUGGCCAACUGCCCCUGUGGGCCCCACCACAUGACCCACAAGCCCAAGUUCCCCUCAUCCCUAUUAAAACCCAUACUCACCCAUACAACUGAAAAAAUAAAGAAAAAAAAAAACAGAAAAUGAGACUAGUUGUAGUGUAAGUCCUACUCUAUUAUCAUCAUCAACAGCAACAUCUCUAGCUUGUGGUUUCCAUGGAAGUUUCCAUGGAAGUAGAGGAUGACGUCUUCUUCGCAGACCUCAGUAAGCAAAUCGCUCUUCUUAUCAUGGACGACGAGGAUGAACGUUCUCAUGCACACUGUCCAUCUGUCUCCCUACAGGCAUUCUCACAUGUAUACCACCCUCUCACCACUCCCGCUGUGGUCUAUGAUCCGAAUUGUAUGAGAGGAAGCAAAGGAACUGGUGUUUUCAUUCCCCGUUCGUCGUUGCCGAGGAGGAGGAACAGAUCGACUAGGUUCACUUCCUCUUCCCACACAAAGUCCUGUAAACAUUCUGAUAAAUCAAGAGUCACUAAUGUAACUCGCAGCGACGCAGAUUUGUCUUGUAAUUACUGUAAUUCAAGAGUGUUAAGGAGACAUGAUUGAGUGUAUAACACUAUAAUACACUAAUCAUAAUCUCUUAUGGCUAGGUUUGUAUUAAUACAUGUAAGGUUUUCUCCCAUGGGUUGUGUACAACGAAAAUAAUUAAUACUGUUUCAUUUACUCUA